AUGUCUUGUCAAGUGUGCAAAGAGAACCCGUUCAAUUGUUCGCUCAAAUGUUACAAGUCAGAAACCCAUAAAGACCCCGAAACCUUGAAACAGUCAGUACCUGCCAAAGAGCUCCCUACAGUUGAUGAUCCGCAGCUACGAGUGCUCCUGGAAUCCCCAAAGUUCGUGCAAUACCUUAAGGAGCCUGUGGUUCAACUAAAUAUUAGAAUUAUCCUCGAAAUCCUAAACAACGUCUCCGUCUCGCAGGAGUCCGCCAAAAGUCACACAGCUGACCCGUUUGGCUGGGAACUUCCAUUGGUGCAACAAUUUACCCGUGCUAUCGUACUUCAGGACACUGUGGCCUCCCCACGUGGCAAUAUACAGAUUCCCCUCGGAAUCCAAACACGAUCCAUCCGGAACAACCUCACCGUCAAUGCCCAACGCCUGCUUGAUGUUAUCAACAGAAACAAACAUGGUUUCUGUGCUCAUGUCCGGCAAUCCUGUGACAGAAUCAAACUUGUACUUGUACACUCCGUGAGCAGAGUCGGUCCAGUACAUGAUGUCGUCUUUCCAGUUGAGUCCGUUCGGACAAGUGACUUGUUCCUUGAUGAUGGUUGGGUGUUCCCAGUCGUCUUUGGAGAACUUGUAGAACGUUGCGGUGUUUGGUUCCUCCUUAGCGAAAUCGCAGAACGAGCCGAUCCAGAAAUUGCCGUCCUUGUCAAUAGAACCCUCGUUGGAUCUCAAGGCAAUUGGUUGUUCGAAAUGCUGUUUAGAGGGAUACUUGGCCAUAAACUUCAAUUGCCUGGUCUUGAGGUUAUACUGGGCAAUUCCAUCCUUCACACCACAAACAUAAAUGUCUGGAUCGGACGUAAACCCUAUAACCCCCACGCUUGUGCCCAAGUUGUACGACUCCAAUUCUUGUGGGUUAUCCAAAAAAACACGAUAGAUGGUUCCCGCAAUAAUAUCCACCCAAUUGACCGAGUUAUUGUCUGGGUUGGACUUGGAGACGACAAAUUCCUGUUUAAGCGCCAGAAACAACAACAAUUCCCGCCAGAUAAGCAAAUAACAGUGCCCGAUCCGUUGUCCUCUGAAAACCCUCUGCAUACACUUUUAGACUCACCGACGGUUAUCCAACGAUCGAUUCCCACAGUCCAGGUGGCUUCUGGUUUGGAGCUCGCACAUGUGUUCAAAGACCAUUCGAUCGAUGCGGAUUAUUGGAAUAACAACGAAAAGUCUCAGGCGUACAACUUCAAGUUUGUUGGCUCAACGUAUAACCUGCCACAUUUGUCUCGUCCGUCCUCCGAAACGGGCCAUCCACUUUCGGUGGACGAACAUGCUUCCAACUCGCCGAUUUCGCCGUUCAACUCCGACUCAAAGUACUACAGAUCGAUCCUCCCGUUGGAAUGGAUCCAGAAAUAUACGCAUCUUCUUCCGUCGGUGUUUAUCUCCGUGCACGAACUGGACGCCGAGUCGGACGCCAAUGACAAGCAAUUGGCCCAGGAAUUGAACGAUAUCCGCGAGAAAGUGGCGUUACAUGGGGUCAAAUUCCUGUGUCUACUGCUGUGCUCUUCUCCGUUGACUCCAGAAGUGGAAGAAAGAGUAGCCAUGCUCCGCAAGACCACACGUCUUCCGUCACGAACUGGAAUGCUUGUUCUCCCCGCGGGAACGCAAAAAGACCUCGAGUCGUUCGCCACGGUCGUCAUGGUGCUGAUAAAGCCGUGGACUGCAGAUUUCUACUCGGCCAUAGAACGAAAGAUCAAGAAACGCCAGCUCCUGGACCCGAAAUACGACGAAAAAUUGUGGCUAGCGCGUCAGGCACUCAAGUCGGCCGUCAUUGGCGAGUUCAAAGGAGUUACGGAACAAACAACCAAGCUGUUGGAGUAUUCGUACGAGAAAGUCAUGGACGUGAUUCGGUCACUGGACGCCAAAGUCGACCGCGACCGCUGGAACGAGUGUCGGUUGCUCCUUGAUUUCAUUGGACUGCAUGUCACGCGCGCGUAUCUUUUCUUUGAGAACCCAAACCUCGCCUACAAGAAGUUCGACAUCCAUAUCCAGAACGUUCUUUCUGUUCUGCCCAAGAAAUCCAUCAAGACAUAUCCCGUUGUUGGAUGGCUGUGUUUACAGUUGACGUGGCUGGUACAGCUUGUGGAGCGGUGUCCGGACUCAACUAUUGUGUUUGACUUGCCCUUGCAGCCGCUGGCCUCGUCGAAAUGGUUCGGUGGACCCUCAGACGGUCUUUUAAUGCCUCAUGGUGGAUAUCUUUAUUUGCAGGCUUUUUCGCUGCUGCAACGACGGCAAUUACAGGCCGAAUCGAACCCAGAGGUCGACGAGACGUACAUGACCUUGUCGCCCGAGGAGGAGGCCCGCUUCGACUACCAUGGUACCAGUAUCAAACUGCUCACCGGGGCAUUGGACAUGUUUGCACGGUCGAAAAAGACAAAAUUCAACAGAUGCGAGUCGUACGUGUACUACCAGCUUGGUGAAGAGCAUUUCCAGCUUGGCAACUACGCAAUGGCCGUCAACAACUUCCUGGUUGCACUUUCUGUGUUCAAAAACGAGAAAUGGAGCAAGAUCGUUGCUCUUAUUCUGCACAGACUGUACGAGUGCUGUCUCAAGCAGGAAAACCACAAGGACGCUCAGACAUACUAUCUUCAGCUGUGUUGUUUGGAGGACAAGAUUGUGGGCAAAUUCAAAAACGAUAUUGGUACUGGUUUCGAGGCCCAGGAGCUUGUUGUGCUCAAAGAAACUUUAUUCCAGAACCAACUGCUGUUUGACAAGCCGGCCAUCUCGCUGCACGACAAGAUCAAGUUCCAGCUGUAUCUUGGUCCGUGUGCCAACAGUUUGAUGCGUACAUUGGUUGCAGAACGUAUUGACGUUCAGUUCGCCGACGACAGCUACCAACUGUCUGUGGAGCACAGCCCGGAGCUGGAAAACACGGCUUUUUCGACCGUGACCAACGGCCUGGCAAACCUCGAUUUUUCCAGCAAACAGUCCAAGGUGCUGGAGUUUGAGCUGAGUCCCGAACGGAUCGGCAAGUUCAAAAUCGACGGCGUACGACUGACACUGGUCUCGGACAAGUUCAGGUUCGAGAACCAGCUGAAACUCGUCCAGAAUACCCCCGAUACUUUCAGAUGGUACAGACAAUCGGAACUGUUCAACAAGCGGUUCGAGAGCGAGAUCGUAGACGGCGCGCAGUUCGAGUUCGAGGUGAUCCCCAAACCACCCGAGGUGGAGGUGCGUGUUUCGCACGCGAGUAUCUGCUACCAGGGAGAAAUUGUUCCGAUCACGAUCCAUUUGAAGAACCUGGACGAGAGUUCUUUUGGUCUCAAACUGCAUGCGACGGGGAAUAUCAACACGAGCUCGUUGAAAGUCACUUGGAACGAGGAGCACGACCAUAACACCACAUACCGGUCGGCCAAGGCUCUGGAACCGCAGGAAUCGCUUGAUGUCCGGCUGUUUGCACACCUCCCGCUGCUGGACACGGCCGAGGGCGCCUUGAAGCUCGACUUGCAGGUGGAGUAUCUGAUCGACAACAACGAGAACACCGUUGUGCGCAAGUCCAAGAGUCUGCGGAUCCAGAUGGUGGACCUGUUCAAUCUGUCGUUCCAGAUCCAUCCGUCGAUGAAAACGCACAUUCCGUCGCCGUUCAACGUGGUGUCUGAUGACCUGUCUGCUGUUCCCGUGCACGAACGAGUUUGGCGGUCGCGGUUUGGCGUGGAAAACGUUUCUGCGGAGAACGUGACAAUCUCCAAUCUGAAGGUGGAGAUAGUUUCGUCCACGCCCGAGACCGAGGUCCAGACCACUGUGACGCAGUUCGACGUGGCUGCGCUCGCGUCCAGGCAGACCCAGGACGGCGUGUUCGAGUUCCUGUGUCGGUGUUUGAAGAACGCGUUCCGUCGGUCUGUGAGUUUGGAGAUCCACGUUUCUUUCGACUACAAAUUCGACGGCCGCACAGACAACAUCACCAACAGGUACCGCAAGCUUCUUUGGAAGGGCACGCUGCCACACAUGGACCCGCGCACGCUGGUGAACGUGGAACAGCACAACAAGCUGUUCAAGGUGUACUACGUGAUAGAAAACCCAACGUCGCGGAUAUUCCAGUUCAGCACAACGCUGGCAACAAGCGACAAGUUCAAGAUCCUCAACUAUAAGAACCAGAACAACUUCUCGGUGCUACCGUUCAUGAAACAGGUGCUGCGGAUGGAGUACGAGCUGUUAUCGGACGGAGACUGGGUCAAACUGCCAGAGUUUAAGAUCUACGACCUCAAUUACAAAGUGUAUUUGAACGGACAAGCAACUGUUCGCAAACUGCAAUCGCGUCAAGACGGAUUAUAUGUUCAAACCUGGAAAUCCUCUUGGACCGUAAGCCAAUGGACCUGGGAUCGUCAGAAUGGCCUUCUCGCCCAACGACAACUUGGCAAAGCCUUGUUCCCAACCAGCAAUCACCAUUCCUUGGCCGAUUCUGAACUGGAAAGGCUUGUUUCUGUCUCUGGAAGAGUCGAACUUCUUGCCGUUCUCCAAAGUUCCCGUGUAAUGGACGGUCACCAGGUCUCCUGGCUGUGGGUAGGUCUUGCCAUCUCCUGGCGCAAUGGUUUGGAUUUUCAAUUCAGACAUAAUAGGUGGCGAACUUAUAUUGGUACAAAUUUUGCAUCUAUUUUUUGCGCGCCGAUCGUCUCACGGACGGGGUCGAUGGAACAGAACUGGCUCCUCCACGCGGCUUGCCCCGAGCCCCCGGCGUGA
This is a messenger RNA of Ogataea philodendri, 4719 nucleotides long. RefSeq lists its product as uncharacterized. Bases 1 to 4719 code for a protein of 1572 amino acids. The record is from RefSeq and is a predicted model, not a curated record. NCBI's taxonomy places the organism in Eukaryota, Fungi, Ascomycota, Pichiomycetes, Pichiales, Pichiaceae. Gene Ontology annotation, molecular function: protein binding. The transcript is spliced from 5 exons.